Brachypodium distachyon (stiff brome) is the source of this 3090-nucleotide messenger RNA. Its product is annotated as receptor-like protein EIX1. Lineage: Eukaryota; Viridiplantae; Streptophyta; Magnoliopsida; Poales; Poaceae. The record is from RefSeq and is a predicted model, not a curated record. Gene Ontology annotation, molecular function: protein binding.
GCUUGCCAGCCUGAUGCUCCUAAGACCUUGCUUGGCCGGCUGGUUUGGAAAACCACAAAGAACAAUGCAUUUUGUAACCCCAAUAUCCUCCAUGGAUGCAGCUGCAGCCUGUUGCCUCUUGCUAAUUCUAGCCACCAUGACUGCCUCUUCAGUUCAUGCACAACAAGCCGAUGGUGGGUGCUUCACAAAUGAGAGAGAUGCUCUGCUUUCGUUCAAAGCAGGCAUCACAAAAGAUUCGCAGAGCCUCCUUGCCUCGUGGAAUGGCCAAGACUGCUGCCUUUGGAGUGGUGUCAGGUGCAGCAACAGAACAGGUCAUGUCAUCAAGCUUGACCUGCGCAACAAUUUCUUCCUCGAUGAACUCAUGUUCACUGAGACGAUUGAUAGUUCCUGGUACUCUGGAAAGACUCAUGAACUGCAUGGAAAGAUAAGUUCUUCUUUGCUUGCUCUAAGUCAUUUGGAGUAUCUAGAUCUCAGUGGAAACUAUCUCGGGGGAGUUGGUGUAUCCAUACCAAGAUUCUUGGGCUCCCUCGAUAGCUUGGUAUAUCUCAAUCUCUCCUGCAUGAAUUUUGAUGGUAAAGUGCCUCCUCAACUUGGUAACCUCUCCAGAUUGCUAUAUCUGGAUCUCAACACCUAUGUUCUUGUUGAUGAUAAUAAAUUGCACUCUGAGGAUAUAUCAUGGUUACAACGUCUCCCUUUGCUGAAGUUCCUCGACAUCAGUGGUGUGAAUCUCAGCACUAUUGGCAAUUGGGUUCAAGUACUUAGCAUGCUUUCUAAUCUAAGAGCCCUUCGUCUCAGAUCCUGCAGACUUGUUUUUCCACACACACCUAUAGUGCAUUCUAACCUCACAUCACUUCGGAUGCUUGAUCUAUCAGCCAGUGGGGUUGAUACCUUAAAUCCAACCUACUGGUUCUGGGAUGUUGGCACCAUCAGGCAUCUUGACCUUAGUUAUAAUAGAAUAAUUGCUGAACCAUUUCCAGAUGCAAUGGGAAACAUGACUUCACUUGAGGCACUUCAUCUUGGAGGCAAUUUCCUCACAAGUGUAAAAUCCAAAGUGCUGAAGAAUCUUUGCAAUUUGAGAGUGCUAACACUGCAGGAAAAUUGGAUCAACCAAGGCAUGCCAGAAUUUUUGGAGGGCUUGCCUCAUUGUGCAAGGAGUAAGAUGCAGUUGUUAGAUCUAUCUAUGACCAAUCUCACUGGGGAAAUUCCAAAGUGGAUAAACCAGUGGACUGAUCUGAGCAUUCUUAAACUCUCUUCUAAUAGGCUUGUAGGACCGAUACCUCUUGAAAUUGGUGCACUCAGCAAGCUCAGCCUAUUGUAUCUAGACAGCAACCAGUUCAACGGUUAUAUAAAGGAGGAGCAUUUAGCGAGUCUAGUGAAUCUGGAGGAAUUGGAUUUAUCUUACAACUCCCUGCACAUGAUAAUCAGCUCAAAUUGGACUCCCCCAUUCAAAUUGAAGCUGGCUUAUUUCCCUUCUAGCAAACUUGGGCCUCGGUUUCCUUUAUGGCUUAAAGGGCAGAGGAAUGUUACUUAUCUUGACAUUUCUGAUGCAGGCAUAGUUGACAAUCUCCCGGAUUGGUUUUGGCAUGUGUUUUCAAAUGUUCAAUAUUUGAAUAUCUCUUUCAAUCAAAUCAGUGGCAGGUUACCGAGGACGCUGGAAUUCAUGUCUUCAUUUAUAAUAUUUGAUCUCAACUCGAACAACCUCACUGGUGCUCCUCAGUUACCAAGGCAUUUGGUCGAACUUGACAUUUCUAGAAACUCAUUAUCAGGGCCACUGCCACAAAAAUUUGGAGCUCCGUUCCUGGUGAUCAAUGGCACUAUUCCGGCAGAUAUCUGCCAGCUGCAGUUUUUGAACACCUUGGAUCUAGCAAAGAACUGUCUCGUGGGACAAUUCCCCCUUUGUUCGGAAGCACCGGAAGGAACUCGCAAACUGAAUCCAACCGCUCUAAUAUUGUAUGAAAAUAACCUGUCUGGCGACCUUUCAUUUUUGCAGAGCUUCGAAGAGUUAACACUACUUGAUCUUGGCCAUAACAAGUUUGUCGGAGAGAUACCCAAAUCGAUAGCAAAUUUUUUGCCAAAUCUGUCUUAUCUCCGUCUGCGACAUAAUAUGUUUUCCGGAUCUAUUCCCGUUCAGCUCACACAGCUUGGGUACCUGCAAUACUUGGACCUUGCAUACAACAGAAUAUCGGGAUCUAUACCUCAUUCAGUGGCCAACAUUAGAGCAAUGGGUCUGGAACCAAAACAGGCACGAGAAAAUCCCUUUCAUUGGAGUUACGAAAGGCCAGGAAACUCUGAGACGCAGUUUACAUUCAAAUAUGAUGAUAGCUUACAGGUGGUAGCAAAAGGUCAACAACUUAGUUACACUAGUAACAUCAUUUAUAUGGUUGGCAUUGACUUGUCCUGCAACAAUUUAGUUGGAGAGAUUCCAGUUGAAAUAACAUCUCUUGGUAAACUGACGAACCUGAACAUCUCCAACAACCGCUUGUCCGGUAAGAUUCCAGAGAAAAUUGGAUCCCUAGUAUGGCUGGAGUCUCUUGACCUGUCAUGCAAUGAACUCUCCGGCGAAAUUCCUGCUGGUUUGUCAGACCUGACAAAGUUAAGCAAGCUGAACCUAUCAUACAAUAAUCUAUCAGGAAGAAUUCCUACAGGGAGUCAGCUGCAGACGCUCAUCGAUCCAGUAUCAUCAUACAUCGGCAACAAGUAUCUCUGUGGCCCUCCUCUUUCUAGGAACUGUUCUUUGCCUCAAGUAACUGGAGGUGAUCUUGAUGAGUAUCAGGCAGAGACGAGGUAUCUGUAUUUCGGACUGGCUGCAGGAUUUGUCCUGGGUCUCUGGGUUGUCUUUGUUAUCUUCUUAUUUGGUAAGACAUACAGAGUUGCUUAUUUCCAACUGUUUGACAAGAUACUGCGCGCCCUACAAGCAUCCUGGCCUGAAAUUCAAGCUGCCGCGGCAAUUUUCUGAUCGGAGGAAGAAUCAUGGAGCCCCUGAAUCAGUGUUGUAUCCUACUGUGUACAAGUGUUUAUGCUAAAUAAAAUAUCAUGUAUGAAAAACAUCUUUAAAUUUUUGGCAGUUGAUUACUACUCCAUUACUUCAAA